Phaeodactylum tricornutum CCAP 1055/1 is the source of this 1640-nucleotide messenger RNA. RefSeq lists its product with no specific name. Gene Ontology annotation, biological process: glycolipid biosynthetic process. NCBI's taxonomy places the organism in Eukaryota, Bacillariophyta, Bacillariophyceae, Surirellales, Neidiaceae. The transcript has a single exon. Gene Ontology annotation, molecular function: galactosylceramide sulfotransferase activity. Gene Ontology annotation, cellular component: membrane. The record is from RefSeq and is a predicted model, not a curated record. The coding region runs from base 123 to 1640 and encodes 505 amino acids.
UACCCGAACCUCCAUGCUUUCCUUCAUCCACCGGAGCACCCGACCUUGAAACUGCUGACGCAAGGAGAUAUCAAUUCCAUAAUACUGCCACUCUAUCACUGUGGGGUAGAAAGUUUAUCCUAAUGGUUCAACCAUCCAACGCCACGGUCAGAAAGCUGCUGACGAAAUCACAAACAACGCCACAACGAAGACCACGCCAGUCGCCCUCUCCCAUCUCAAUUGUUAUCAAAAUUGUCACAGCGACUGUUAUCAUCCUUGCCAUAGUGCACCCGAUUUAUCUCUAUCGCCACAUAUCCCAAUCGAACGCAAUCCCUGGGGACUGGUUCCAGAACAAAUCAAUGUCAUCGCUGUCGGCGGAGUCAACCAACCGCAAGCCAAAGACGCCAACCGAAGGCCAAGCAACAGGGCUUACACGAGCGCAAGAAAAUAACGCUCACCGACUACACCUUCGCACGACUCCUGGCGAACGACCGUAUCUGCGACAAGACAGUCCGGGUUGUUUGACGGAUGCUUGUGUACAGCAACUGGCGUCCACGAUUGCUCGCGCCUUUCCGGACCGCGUUAACCAGAGUUGGUGUUUUCGGGAGGAACCUCCACUGGGUCAUGAAGACAACGCCAACGCGCCCGCGUCAGUACACAGCAAAGACGGAAAUGGGGUGUGGCGGGGCAUAAUCCUGGUCAAAGUUCCCAAAGGCGCGUCUUCCACCUCGGCCGGCGUUGCCAUUCGCAUCGGUCGCCGUGUCGGGUGUCAGGCAGUCCAGUGGAAACACCGCGUCGCUUCCAAGUACCAACGGCUCCACCAUCCCGACACCUUUUUGUUUACGACCGUUCGGGACCCGGCAGCACGUGCGAUCAGCACUAUUUUCUUCCAUACCAUAAGUCGAAGCCCAAAAGCCAAACCGACGGACGAUCUCAUCAAAACUUAUUUACAACAGAGCAAGGAUAUACACUUUGGAUCCAUUUCGGAGGGACAGGGAGGUUUUCAAUUGCGUUACACAUCCCUAGACGAGAUUGCUAAGGGCUCGGCCUGGUCCGCGACCAACAGAACGCGCGUUUUGCAUCCGGAGCAGGUCGUCGCCAACGUGCGGAGCGUAAUUGACUCUUACGGAUUCUUGCUUGUAACGGAGCGUAUGGAGGAAUCUCUCGUCGCCAUGGCACUUGUCCUGGGCAUUGACGUGGCUGACGUUCUAGUCACGUCGUCCAAGGUCGCCGGUGGUAGUCGGUAUCACUUUGCCCGUAUGCCUAAACAAGAGUACAAAUGCUUACCUACCGUCAAAAGCUUUGUUUCUCCCGGAGUCGCUCAAUACAUAGAUUCGGACGAGUGGCGGGCAAUUAACUAUGGAGAUUACUUGCUGCAAGCCACCGCCAACCAGAGUUUAGAUUUGACCAUUGCACGUUUGGGGAGAACGCGGUUUGAGGCGGCUCUGUCCGAAUUCCGUACAUUGCGCGCCAAGGAACAAGCUCUUUGCGCCCCUAAUGUGUCAUUCCCGUGUUCGAACGAGGGCGUUCCACAACCACAGCUUGCCACAGAAUCCUGUUACCUACCAUUUUUUGAUUUCGGCUGUGGACACAAAUGCAUUGAUCAAAUGAUCAAAAUUGAUCGGGAAAUGCGGGGAGUUAGUGGAUGGCAGUACCAAUAG